UCAAAUCUUGUAAUCCAGGUUUUGUUGUAGCUUAGUUUGGGUAACAAAAUAUUCAAAAUGAUGCUGAGGAGCCCAGCUGCAUCAAAGAAUAUCCAAUCUGUCUUGAAACGAUUUUCUUCUUCUCAAGUCGCAAAACAAGACUCGAAUGAUGGUCAAAUAUCUAAAACAAAAGUAAAGAAUGGCAUCACUGUUGUUACAACCGAUAUUCCAUCACUUCAUGCAAAUGUUAUGCUCUUAGCAAAAGCUGGAAGUCGCUACGAAAACCCUUCUUCAAAUUUAGGUAUUUCACAUUGUCUUCGCGCCGGUGCUUUGCUUAGCUCUGACAAGGAUACUGCUUGGCAUUACACUCAGUUGCUAGGCAACUUUGGAGGAGAUUUCUCAGUCUCAGGUACAAGGGAACAUGUUUCUUACAAUUUGAAAUGUGGACGACGUGUUUGGAGAGACCUUAUUACAGAAGUCGUUGCACCGUCUGUCUGUCGGAAUAGUUUUUUCUGGUGGGAACUAGAUCAAAUAAGCAAAUCCAUGAAAACACAGUUAGCUCACGCAAACACUGACCCAGCGUUUAAUCUAAUUGAAGCAGUGCACCAAGCAUCGUUUCGUGGGGGGCUUGGAAAUUCUGUUAUAUCCCCUGAAGGCAUGAUUGGCUCUCAUACAACAGAAAUGGCGCAAGAAUUUUUCAAUUCCAAUUACAACUUGGCCAACAUGGUGCUUGCGGGAAACGGAGUAAACCACGACGAGCUCUGCGAUGUCGCUGAGACUGCUUUUGAGUUGCCAUCAAGAGGAUCGACUGGUAAGCCGUCGGAGUUCAUUUCAAGCGAGGUUCGACUUCACGAGAGAGGGGACGCAGCUCAUGUCGGCCUUUCGUUUUGCGGCUCGGCACUCAAUGACCAAGAUGCGAUUGCUAUUGCUGUAGUACAGAAUAUUCUUGACUCGAGUAGUAACGUAAAACGACAAUCUGGACGUACAGAUCGUAUCGGAAGUGCUGUUGGUAAGAAAGUUGACGGCGUAUUUGCAACCUCAGCAUAUAAUGUUAAUUAUUCCGACGCUGGUCUCAUAGGAGUUUACAUCAAAUCAGAUCCCGCUAGUAUCGGCCAUGCGGUGUCAGCAGUGAGAGAGGAACUCGGAGCAAUGGCAGAGGGUGGCAUAUCGGACAAAGAAGUGGCUGCAGGAAAGAAUAGUCUCAAAUCAGGCAUUUUAAUGCAAGCAGAAUGUUCCGAAUCAGUUUUAAGCGAUGUUGCGGUUCAAACUUCUCUUCUCGGUGGAGCUGUGUCGCCACAAGAAAUAUCAGCGAAAAUUGACGCUGUGACGACAUCUCAAGUAGCCAGAGUCGCAAAGAAAGUUUUUGGAGGAAAGAAAAGUCUUGCCGCUGUAGGAGAUAUCACUAAUUGCCCUUAUUUAGCUGAUUUAUGAAUUUCUUUGUGUGAUUGAGAUAGGUUUUGGACUAAUAUAUGUUAAUAAGUUUCAUUUUUUCACCUGCGGAAAUUUUCAACCACAAUUUUGGCCUUGUAUUUACUGUUCCAAAUUUAUUAUUUUGAAUAUUCUAGUAUUUGUAUUACUGUUAAGCAAUGGUAAGAUUCAUUGAUGCUGUAACUGUCACUCUGUUGGAAGUAAUUUAGUAACACUGACCCAAAAUGCCUGCAAGAAAUUUGAUUAUUAAUAUAUAUUAUAUUUUUGAAUGCUUUAUUCUUCUAUACACGGAUUCAUAAUAUUUUCAAUCAAAAAUUUCAAAAUAUUAGAGUGUAAUCUGCUUUGGUAUAAUUUGACCGAAACCUGUCAUCAAAUUCAAUGAGGCAUAACCUGACAGCUAUAGUACUCCCUGGUUUAGACAAUUUUUUCCAAACUAGUCAAUGUUCAGUGCUUUUUCUGUGAGGAAACGCUCCCAAUCUACCCAUUUGGACAAGGCUUCCAUAGUAUAAUUGAAGUAUAAUUAAAAGUUCUGCACAGGAGUUCAAAACCCUGAUAUAUUUUCUAAUGUAUAAUUCAAAAUUUGAUAAUAAUUUGUCUGAUAUUAACGAGAACUAAAGCCAACAAAUUAUUAAAUGCUUCGUGUGGUGUAGUACCACACCCGUAUAUGUGGAAUUGAAAUUCUGAUGAAAGGAAUAUUCUUAAAACCUAAUUAAGGUUGUGAAAUUCUGGCAGUUUCGCUCCAGUGAAUCUUUUUAUUGAUUCAAGCAGAAUUCCAAUACCAUAUUAACUAGUGUGCUCUACUCCAUACUAAAGACUUGCAACUGUCCUAACUAAGAUUGUAAAAUUCUGACAGUUCUGCUUCAUUACAUGUUAUUUGGCUUCAAGAUAGUAUUUGAUACCUGGAUUGAAUAUUUUGUACAACCAAUUACAUUUCCAACUGUCUUUAUGAUUACCGGUAUUUAUUUGCAAGUUCUUAAAUCUGAUGGACAGAAUAUUGUUAACCCAAAUAGGGUUGUGAAAUUCUGGCAGUUCCGCUCCAUUUCAUGUUUUUUUGGUUCAAGAUAGUCUAAUUAUACAACUAUGGCUUUUCCGACUGUCUUCAUGCUUAUUUAUUCGCUAGUUCCUAAACAUUUAUUUCGUGUGAAUAAUAAUAUUUCCGUUGUUUUGCUAUUCUAAG
Styela clava is the source of this 2584-nucleotide messenger RNA. RefSeq names its product cytochrome b-c1 complex subunit 2, mitochondrial-like. The record is from RefSeq and is a predicted model, not a curated record. Lineage: Eukaryota; Metazoa; Chordata; Ascidiacea; Stolidobranchia; Styelidae. Gene Ontology annotation, molecular function: metal ion binding. Gene Ontology annotation, cellular component: mitochondrion.